Molecule: messenger RNA, 1544 nt
Organism: Cottoperca gobio
Lineage: Eukaryota; Metazoa; Chordata; Actinopteri; Perciformes; Bovichtidae
Gene: tent5ba
Product: terminal nucleotidyltransferase 5ba
Exons: 2
Coding region: 221-1405 (394 amino acids)
Biological process (GO): mRNA stabilization
Molecular function (GO): RNA binding; poly(A) RNA polymerase activity
Source: RefSeq, a predicted model, not a curated record
GUCGCUUCUCUGCAGACUGACCGGAUUUUAGCGGCUGAUCCCACUGUCACCUCCAACACCUCUGACUCGACUAACUUUUUCUACUCUUCACCUCAACAUUACUAACCGGACCUGCUCGCUGAAAUCCACGGGAAUAUCUCACCUGAAAGGAACCGUUGAUUCACAUUCUGCUGAUUUCUUUCUUUCUUUCUUUUUUUUUUGUUGCAAAGUUAACAUCGCCAUGUCUUGCGGUGAUGCGUCGGAUCAGAGUCGGCGGUUCUGUGUGUUGUCUUGGGAUCAGGUGCAGCGCUUGGACUCGAUCCUGGGGGAGGCUGUCCCCAUCCACGGCCGAGGAAACUUCCCCACUCUGUCCGUGCAACCACGCCAGAUUGUACAGGUGGUGCGGGCAAGGCUGGAGGAGAGGGGUGUGUGCGUUAAGGACGUGAGGCUGAAUGGCUCGGCUGCCAGCUACGUGCUCCAUCAGGACACUGGACUGGGCUAUAAGGACCUGGACCUGAUCUUUGCCGUGUCACUGAAAGACGAUCAGGCCUUCCGUCUGGUGAAGGACGUCGUGCUGGACUGCCUGUUUGACUUCUUGCCGGCCGGGGUCUCAAAGGAGCGCAUCACGGCACUGACCCUCAAAGAGGCCUAUGUACAGAAACUGGUGAAGGUCUGUAAUGACACUGACCGCUGGAGCCUCAUCUCGCUGUCUAACAACACUGGCAAGAAUGUGGAGCUAAAAUUUGUAGAUUCUUUACGGCGACAGUUUGAAUUCAGCGUGGACUCCUUCCAGAUUUGCCUCGACUCUCUACUCUUAUUUGACCGCUGCUCAGAGACUCUCAUGUCUGAGAGCUUUCACCCCACUGUGAUUGGGGAGAGUGUGUAUGGGGACUUCAAGGAGGCCAUGGAUCACCUGUGUCAGAGGACCAUAGCGACACGCAACCCGGAAGAAAUCAGGGGGGGUGGAUUACUGAAGUACUGCCACCUGCUGGUGCAAGGGUUCACGGCCUCUUCAGAGGCGGACAUGAAGCACAUGCAGCGCUACAUGUGCUCACGUUUCUUCAUUGACUUCUCUGACAUUGGAGAACAGCAGAGGAAACUGGAGGCCUACCUGCAGAAUCACUUUGCUGGGAUGGAGCACAAACGGUACGAGUGCCUGACGACUCUGCACCAGGUAGUGAACGAGAGCACCGUGUGUCUGAUGGGCCACGAGCGGCGCCAAACGCUCAACCUCAUCUCCAUGCUGGCGCUGACUGUGCUGGCUGAGCAAAAUGCCAUCCCCACUGUAACGAAUGUCACGUGUUAUUACCAGCCAGCUCCGUACGUGCAGGACAUCAACUUCAGUAAUUACUAUAUUGCACAUGUGCAGCCGCCGCAGGUCUCACCGUGCAGUAAUUCAUAUCAGACGUGGCUGCCCUGUAGCUGAUCUGGCUGUGAGAGGAGCAGAGAUGGACGUGUCGCCAUCGCUCUUUAUGUUUCAAAGGAAGUGGAAUGAAAAAAAAAAUAAAAAAAAUAAAAAAACCAAACCCAUUUUUGCCAAAUGUGACUUUACUAAAACAAUCCUG